Molecule: messenger RNA, 1843 nt
Organism: Hibiscus syriacus
Lineage: Eukaryota; Viridiplantae; Streptophyta; Magnoliopsida; Malvales; Malvaceae
Product: protein JINGUBANG-like
Exons: 1
Coding region: 190-1590 (466 amino acids)
Molecular function (GO): protein binding
Source: RefSeq, a predicted model, not a curated record
CAGCAAAUGCAACCAUUUGUGUAUACUCGUCAACCCUCAAAUCUUUCCUGUCCACCGUUCUCUUUGUUAUUUUACUAUAUUUAGAAUUCGUUUCUUUUGAUAAUUGGCGUUUGGGGUUGGUUUGAUUUGCAGUAAUUCUCUAUCUUUUCUUCUCCUCCAAUUCCUCUUUUCGAAUUCUUUGGGAUCGGAAUGAGAGACUUGGGGGGCUCAAUGGUAGAAGAGGUUGAUGGCAUUAGGAGAUCCAAGUUCGGGAAAACUAUACAUUCGGAUCCAAACAUGUCCAUGGUUUCUCCUGUGGGUGAAGAUGAUUUAUGUCUUCGUCACAGCAGCGCAUCGACUAACGCUUCUGGCCCUUCCUUUUCCGAGCCGAGCAGGUCGAGCGGAGAAGGCUCGCCGAUGACGAUGUCGCCGUGGAACCAAACCUCUCAUUUCAACAAGUCUCUCUCCAUGCCUUUGGACGACGAAAAUGUUCCACCCAACAGUCUCAUCGGCUCUCUUACACGCGAAGAGGGCCAUAUUUAUUCCUUAGCAGCCUCGGAUGAUCUGCUUUACACCGGCUCCGAUAGCAAGAACAUUCGUGUGUGGAAGAAUCUUAAAGAGUUUACUGGUUUCAAAUCAAACAGUGGAUUGGUUAAGGCCAUUGUGAUUUCGGGGCAAAAGAUUUAUACGGGUCAUCAAGAUGGCAAGAUUCGGGUUUGGAAAGUCUCUGUUAAGAAACCAGGCAUUCAUAAACGAGCUGGAACUUUGCCAACCCUUAAAGAGAUCCUCAAAAGCUCAAUCAAACCAAGCAACUACAUUGAAGUGAAGCGUAAGCGCUCUUUAUGGAUCAGACACUCGGAUGCAUUAUCUUGUUUGAGCUUGAAUGAAGAACAAGGUCUUCUUUACUCAGCUUCAUGGGACAGAACGUUUAAAGUUUGGAGAACUUCGGAUUAUAAAUGCCUUGAAUCGGUUCAUGCACACGACGACGCUGUUAACUCGGUCGUUUCGAGCUCCGGAGAUAUGGUUUUCACGGGUUCAGCCGAUGGAACCGUUAAGGUGUGGAAAAGGGAAAGGGUAAAAAGAGGAACGAAGCACACGCUGAGCCAAACUCUUUUACAACAAGAAUGUGCAGUUACAGCGUUGGCAAUCAACAACCCUGCAUCGGUACUGUACUGCGGCUCCAGUGACGGCCUGGUUAACUUUUGGGAACUAGAAAAGGGUCUAGCCCACGGCGGGGUACUCAAAGGUCACAAACUGGCGGUUCUUUGCCUCGAGGUGGCUGGGAAUUUGGUGUUCGGCGGAUCAGCUGAUAAAACCAUAUGUGUUUGGCGUAGGGACAGCAACAUCCACACAUGCCUCACGGUGCUAACGGGGCACACGGGGCCGGUGAAGUGCUUGGCCGCCGAAAAGGACCAAGAAGUGAGGAAGGAGCAGCGGUGGAAACUGUACAGUGGGAGCCUCGACAAGUCCGUCAAAGUGUGGAGCGUUUCGGAGUAUGCUCAGAUAGGGUCGGUGCAGCAAAGCCAGCAGCAGCAGGUGGUGGGAUAUGAAAGGGAGUCUCCGCCUUCCGCUGAGAGCUACUCGUCGGGCAGAAACUAUGGGAGGUAUUGAAAACAGAUUCCAAAUGAAUUUCCGGUGAUUCUGAUAUGAAUUGCUACGUGUUCGUGAUUUGUAAUGAAAUUUGUCUUCGACACGUGUGGAAUGGAGGGAGGAAACCGGUUCGUUAUAGUUUAUGUUGUCGGGAUGAAAUCAGUUUGAGGGGUUUUCUCUGGGACCAUAUGUAAUAAAUAAAGGAUAAUUGUUGUGGACUUUGAUGAAAACUGCAUACAGAUUUCUUUAAUAAAAUUCACUCUCUUUUCUUACA